Molecule: messenger RNA, 2875 nt
Organism: Actinia tenebrosa (Australian red waratah sea anemone)
Lineage: Eukaryota; Metazoa; Cnidaria; Anthozoa; Actiniaria; Actiniidae
Source: RefSeq, a predicted model, not a curated record
CAUGAACUGCGAGGCUUUCAUUUUCUAUUCCUUUGAGUUUUCCUAAAAAACGUAGUGUUUUUAACUGCUUAGGAAUCAUAAGAGACGAAAAUAUCAACCCUCGUGAUAGUCUUACUUCUUCUGGCUUAAAGGUGUUGGAAGUGGAGGUUCCACACAAAACACACAAAACUGAAAAGGUCUUGAAGCGCUGACAGACUUGGUUGAAUCCAAAGUGAAAACUCAAUUUGGAGUACAAAAGAAGGCCUAAAAACACUUACAAAUAAUUCUUAGCGACUUAACUUGUGUUUAGUAAUGAACGGCCAUUCAAAAGUUACUCGCACUGGUAGUAGUGGUGUCUACUCAGAUGUCUCUUCUUCUGUAGACCUCAGUUCAUCAGUUGGCAGUACAGGGAGUGGAAAUGGUUUGGCAAAUACAAUGAGACCAGCUUCAAAUCUUGAAAAACUACUUAAUCAAUUGCCACCUGAAUUAAGAAAAACCACAUGGGAUUUAAGAAAGCAAGUUGCUAUACAUCUAAAUCCACUCAAAGACCCAAUAGGAAAUGACUACCGUCUUGUAGGCUCGCGUCUGGGAUUCCAAGCAGACAUCAUUGAAGGUUUUGGCAAAAGUCCAGAUCCUACUAUGGAAAUGAUAAAUCUUUGCAUGACUACAUCAUGUCAAGAGUUUUUUAAUAUAGUGCACAAUGCUGGCCGUUCAGAUGUUAUUGAAGAUCUAUUGAGUUACUUAAAUCAUAGUAGUAAUCAUUAUUGUCUGACGACACAAGAAUCUCUGGAAGAUGAAUAUCUUAGUCGCCCAUUUGAAGAAUCUUGCAGCAAUGUAUCAAAACUUUCAAAACAACCUUCAGAACAAGAAGAGUCAGAAGUUAAAGAACAAAAGCCAGGCAUACCAUUUGAAGGAUCCAGAGAGUUUUGGGAUGGAAUUCCAGGUCCAUACUCCCAAAAGAAAUGGAAAGAUUUCUGUGCUGCAAUGAGGAAGGCAUGUCCAGAUGAAAGUGACCAUGGUGGAAUUGAAAAGUUUUUAUGUCAUAUUUUAAAAAUUGAUUUUGAUUCAAGAUUAACUGACGGUGAAGUUAAGGUAGAAUACUUCUUAAGGCUGCUUGCUUGCUUUGGUCCAUUUGAACCUGGCAAAGAUGGUUGUUUGGCAAAGAUGUAUGAGUUGAUGAAAAAAUCUUUAUCAAAAUCUAUGAACGGGAAUCAGUGGCACAGUUGGUUUGCAGGUUACAUGUCCUCAGAAGAAACGCACGAACGCCUCUCAAAACAGACCCCUGGUUAUUUCCUCAUUCGCUUCAGCGGUUCAAGGGUUGACGAUGGAUGGUUUAUCUUGGGGGUCAAGACAAAAGAUGAUGUGGUCCAGAUUGAAAUUAAGAGGGAUAUCGAUAACCGUCAGCACCUCCUUGCCGAAGAGACAUUCCCAGACCUUGCUUCGAUCGUUGAAAAGCUUCGAGGAGAUAUCUUCCUGCAAGAGUGUCGUCAGCUCUUAAUCAACCCGUGUCCUGACCUUCCUCUGAAUACCAACUUUAUUGGUUAUACUAAAGUAUCGCGCAACCAAGGCCGUGGACGAGGCCGUGGACGAGGCCGUGGACGAGGCCGUGGACGAGGCCGUGGACGAGGCCGUGGACGAGGCCGUGGACGAGGUGGACCCAGGUGAAGCUCAAGUAACAGAAAUGAAAAGAAAGUGGAUGGGAAAAUACUAAAUUCGUAAAAAUGCUUUUUUCUCAGUGUUCUCUUUCUCAAUGUUUAAAAUAUUUUAUAAGCCAAGAGAGAAAAAUUGAAGGAUAUUGGAUGGGAACAAUGCGGAAUUCGAAGUAAAAAUUGCUUUUCUUCAGUUCUCUUUGUCAAUAUUUAUCAUAUUUAGUGAGAAAAAUGGAAGGAUAGUAGAUUGGAAUAAUGCUGAAUGCGAAGUAAAAAUUGCCUUUCUUCCUUUUUAUUUUCAAUUUUCAAACUUUAUCGAUUUCUUUUGCAAAAAUAGACUUUUGUUGCAAUGUCAAUACUGUGAUGAUUCCAGUUUAAAAAAUCUGUUUUGUCUUGAUCACAAGAGGUUAACUGAUCUCGAAGAAAAACUCCAGCGUUUACUUCUGGAUAACUGUUCAUCAGCAUCGAUGAACAAUACCUUUCCUUAAGAGAAAAUGUCUUGGAAUUUUGAAUAAUAAUUUCGACUAGGCUCAGCUCGUAAAGUUCGACGUUUGACCUAAGCCUUACUGACGUUCUCUAUAGCACUCACGAAUUCGUCAACCUUACAAAGUAGAUUUUGGAAGACGUUCAACAAGGCGUGUACAUGACGUUCCAUAGGCACGUUCCCUUGAGAAAGUUGUUUUCUCACGAUGUCAUGGAAAUACUUGGACUGACGUCAACCAAAACUCUGUUUUGUUACGACGGCAAAUCGUGCGUUUUUGCACAAGAAAUAAUGAUUCCAAAAGCCAAAUUUUUCAAAGCGUUUUACAAUUUUAAUUUUAAGUUUUCAUUUUGCUCUAUCUAUGUAUGUACUUCCAGAAAUAGUACAAAAUAGUGCUAAUUAAACAAUAGAAUAUAAUGGAAUUUGCAUGAAAUUGUGCUAUUUAGUAUUACUAAAGUUUCACGGUUAUAUYGUUUGCACUCUAAUGGUAAUGGUAAUGAUAAUAAUAACAAUAAUAACAAUCAUCUUCAUCUUUUUUUGUUAGAGUGGUUUUCAUAAAGCCGUGAAAUACACACAAGCCUAAUACAAAUUAGUAGACCCUAAUUCCAUUGUGUUCUUUUGUUGUCGUUUCACUAUUGCACUCUAACUAAGGCCCCGUCCACACUAAUGCCGGAUAAAUUUGAAUUUGGAUUUUUAUUUAUUCGGUUAGGCCUACCAUCCACACUAGUCCGGGCGAAUCCGGAACGAUUCUUCACCGAAAACGAAU